AAAAAAAAAAAGAAAAAAGAAAGAAAUUGAAAAUAUGGAUGAAAUGCCACCAGGGUUUCGCUUUUACCCUACUGAAGAAGAGCUUAUUUCCUUCUAUCUCCACAACAAGCUCGAAGGCAAAAUAGGCGACGAAAUGAACCAUGUUAUCCCAAUCCUCGAUAUUUAUCAGCACGACCCUACUCACCUUCCAAAUUAUUGUGGGGAGCUUUGUCAUGGGGACACAGAACAAUGGUUCUUUUUUGUGGCGAGGCAAGAAAAGGAAGUCCGAGGAGGAAGGCCUAGCCGGACCACGGCCUCCGGCUAUUGGAAGGCCACCGGUUCACCAACUUACGUCUACUCGUCAGACGCUAGUAGUAAUCAUAGCAAGAUUAUUGGGGUUAAGAAAAGCAUGGUCUUUUACAAGGGAAAAGCUCCGAAUGGACGAAAAACCAAGUGGAAAAUGAAUGAGUAUAGAGCCAUUAAACAUGAUUUGCACACUUCUAUUCCUGUGUUGAGGCAUGAGUUGAGUUUAUGCAGAGUUUAUGUGGUCUCGGGGAGUUUUCGGGCAUUCGAUAGGCGCCCGACUCAUCAUGUACCACAAAGUUAACCUUUCUCAUCUAAAUUCAAGAUUAUUCAAGGACGAAAAUGACAAAAUUUGGCAAUAUUGGUUUUUGUACCGCAAAUUAAUUCGGGAGCACAUCAAAGUUUGGCAAUAAGUUGACAAGCUUUAUCAUUAGGCCCAUCAACUUGGGACCACAUCAAAUAUUGUCAACAAGAUGACUUUUUCACUUUUGGUCCAUUUUCAUAAAAAAAAAUGGUUAAAAUUGAUGAUGUGUAGCUAUUCUAUUUUACUGUCAUUUUUUUUCUCUAUUUGUAAUUGUAGAAUGGAUAACAAAAAAUCUUAUUUUACCUACUCAUUGUAAUUUGUUUAAAUUG
Messenger RNA from Striga asiatica, 915 nucleotides. NCBI's taxonomy places the organism in Eukaryota, Viridiplantae, Streptophyta, Magnoliopsida, Lamiales, Orobanchaceae. The record is from the annotation of a GenBank genome assembly.